AGGAAUAGUAGAGAGGCUUCUGUGAAACAUUUUUAUUUGAACUUUCUUGCUCCAACACAUUUAUCUUGUUCCAAUUCUAUAAGUAAAAUAAAAAUACUAUUCUUUCCUUCAACCCCUCACACAAUAUAAUAUAGCUUUUCUUUACAACUCUGCUUCCCCUUUCACUUGUGUUCAAUCAACAGGACUCAGGAUAAGCUGAUAGGCUGGAUUCUCGAGCCAUCUAACCAUCCGGUUUCCAGGGGAAAGGGAUUCUGCUAAUCCAGAGUUCGGUCGUGUGGUAAUGUAAACAUGAGAGUUUGCUUUCCUGUUAGUCAAUCUUCAAUAAAUGCUGUUGUUGUGAAUGGUCGUAGUCAGCUGCUGAUGAGUAGUAACAUCUGCAGUCUUCAGACCCGUGGAAUCUCCUCUUCACUUUCCUCCAGUUUUCAGAUCGGGCAUUCAGAGACAAAUUAUGUUGGGCUUUCUAUUUGCAGAAAACCAUCCUGUUCAACAAUUAUGGGCCAAACAAUAAGAGGAGGUUACCUUGGAUCAUGCUUCUCUAAGCAAAGGGGAAAUACUCAGCUUUAUAGUUCUGUAGUAUCUCGGAAAAGGCAUAAUGAAAUUUCAUUGUCGUGUCAAAGUAUGAGUAUGAGGCUGUUGGUACCUAAACAAAAAAUGCUUUCCAAAGUUAAGUCUAAUGUGGGACGGAUAACUUGGCCACGCAGUUGUGCAUCAGUUGGCUUUAUUUUUGGAUUGUUUGUGUGUAAUUUGAGUUCUGAACCUGCACAUGCGGAAGCAGAUUAUGGAAAUGAGAAUAAGAACGAUGACUGCGACGAGUCAAAUGUUAAAGUCGCACAUGGGAAGAAAGUUUACACCGACUAUUCUGUAAUUGGAAUACCUGGGGAUGGAAGAUGCAUGUUCCGCUCGGUUGCUCAUGGGGCCUGUUUGAGGUCAGGAAAACCGGCUCCCAGUGAAAGCUUUCAGAGAGAGCUAGCAGAUGAUUUACGGGCUAAGGUUGCUGAUGAGUUUAUUAAAAGAAGGGAAGAAACAGAAUGGUUUAUCGAAGGUGAUUUUGAUUCAUAUAUUUCACAAAUAAGGAAGCCUCAUGUGUGGGGAGGCGAACCCGAAUUGUUCAUUGCUUCACAUGUUUUGCAGAUGCCAAUCACUGUAUACAUGUAUGAUCAGGAAGCUGGUGGCUUGAUAUCAAUAGCUGAGUAUGGCGAAGAAUACGGAAAGGAAAAUCCAAUUAGAGUUCUAUACCAUGGGUUUGGUCAUUAUGAUGCAUUAGAGGUUCCUAAAAAGAAGGGUCCUAAGUCACGGCUCUAGCAUUUCAUAUUUCAAAUGUUGAAGAGAUUUAAAUCAUGUAUUAAUUUGAUUUAUUCACAUUUAUAACUUCAUGUAUAGAUCUAGUCGCAACUUGCAAGACACCCAAAAUGCAGCAUUAUGGUCACAAGGGCUAGUGAAUAAAUGAUACUCACUAACAAUCAGGGAUGAGUCUUGAAUUGGUUAGUUUCCCACAACAUUGUAAACAAGGUUCGAACCUGGCCAAACCUAUUUGGGCUGGCCUGAUGGUGUUUGCUUGGGACCUUGAAGUGUGGUCCUCUUCAAGGUCUCGGAUUCGAUUCUCCUUGGUGCCAA
Molecule: messenger RNA, 1614 nt
Organism: Medicago truncatula (barrel medic)
Lineage: Eukaryota; Viridiplantae; Streptophyta; Magnoliopsida; Fabales; Fabaceae
Product: OVARIAN TUMOR DOMAIN-containing deubiquitinating enzyme 4
Exons: 7
Coding region: 289-1302 (337 amino acids)
Biological process (GO): protein deubiquitination; ERAD pathway; endoplasmic reticulum unfolded protein response
Cellular component (GO): cytosol; nucleus
Molecular function (GO): cysteine-type deubiquitinase activity
Source: RefSeq, a predicted model, not a curated record